Messenger RNA from Eurytemora carolleeae, 2122 nucleotides. RefSeq lists its product as uncharacterized. Lineage: Eukaryota; Metazoa; Arthropoda; Copepoda; Calanoida; Temoridae. The record is from RefSeq and is a predicted model, not a curated record. The transcript is spliced from 9 exons. Gene Ontology annotation, molecular function: protein binding. The coding region runs from base 563 to 1798 and encodes 411 amino acids.
GCGUUUUAUUUUUCAGCUCUAUAUCGUAAGUCCAUAAAACUAUCUAUCAAUAUAACUAUCUAUCUAUCCACAGAACAGCUGAUAAAACAGGCAGUGGGCGCUCCUGCUGCUUAGCAGCGUAGGCAGUUGAGUUCCCUUCCAGUACACAGGGGACCUGAGCGGUGUGUUUACAAAGAGUAAUGACUAAUAGUUUCUGAAACCCUUUUUUCAUGAAUUAGACAUGCAUGAUUUUAGUUUGAAGUUUAGCUAUUUUCUUUUCUUAAAAGUCAUAUAGAUUAAAAAGCCAGGAAUAAUGAGUUUAAUGACAAUUUGUAGGAAAAUGAACGGAAUAUUAAUUCCUCAAUUCGACUCACUGAAUUAAUAAAAUGAAUUAAGGUUCAAUUUUUAGAAUCUUAAAAUAAUGAAAAUCACAUUAAUUAUUUAUUUUUUUGUCAAAACUUCAGUUUUAUAUUGAAAAAAAAAACACGUAAUAUAUCAUACAAAUUUUGAGAAGCCCUCUGACACAUAUCUUGAAGUAUGCACAAUUUUAUUCAAUAUUUCCAUUAUUGGAAAAGUAGAUAAAAUGGCAGCCUCAUCACUGAAAACUGAACAAGAUAAGAUCGUAAGAAAAUUAAGCCAAAGUUCAAUAAGUGAUAAAAAAGAGAAUGUAAAUACUGGACAGAAAAAAGGACAAACUGAUUUUAUAGCUAGGAACAAAGCUGCAUUUGUUAAACCCUCUUAUAGCAUAACACACCGAAAAAUAAAUAGUGCAACAAAUAAAGAAAACGUUUUAUCGACCAGAAAAAGUGAAGGAACAGCAUCAAGGCCCCAACUAAACCCUAAUCCAUCGAACGUCUCAUCAACCAUUAAAUUAAAUGCCAAUACGUCUGGUAAACUUGCCAAAAAGAGGGUUCCAGAUAAAAGUGAUAAAGUUGACAUUCUGACCGGCUUAGCUGAUCACAACUUGAUUCAGAUAAUUGAGGUGAUUCUUCUGUAUCUAUCUCCUGUAGAUUUAUGGAACUGUAGGCUAGUGUCAACAUGCUGGAGGGAUUAUACUAGAAAUUUAUUCCUGGCUCCAGGUUCAAGGGAAAAAUUGAAAAAAAUUCUCAAAACGAGAUGGUUCAAUGGAAAACAUUCCAGAAUUGAGUUGAAACUGAGUGGAAGCCAGUGCUAUUCCAAUUGUCAAUUAAAUGGAAGGGAUUGCAGUUGUAAGCCUGUGUGCCAGUAUAACAAUGGAUCAUUAGUCUUUCUUUGGGGAGCUAAUAGAGUAAAAGGAUAUAGAAAGUUAAAUGAGCAGACUCCUGAAAAUAUUGAUCAUGUGUUUGAUAGAGAUCAAUACCAAAUUAAAUUCAGUUUAGCAGAGGGUUUGAACCUUGAAACCAACCUAUAUCUCUCCUCCCCAGUAUUCAUGAAACCCAGUAAACCUGUAAAGACCUGCAGAUUCAGAUCACAUAGAAUCCAUUUAUCUGAGAACUCUAUGGAGCUAUGUAUAACAUCAGAGUCUGGAGAAACUAGACAUGUGACCCCAUCAACAGGGAUUGGAAGAGCUAGGCGUAUUGACCAGCUUGCAGCUUCCUGUGGUCGGUUAGCUUUACUCAUGGAGAGCAGGGUUUAUGUCUAUUCAUUAGAGCAAUUGGUUGAUUUAAACGCCGAACCAGCUGAUGCCCUACUGCUGAUUGCAACAAGAAUGAACCAAUCAGAAGUGAUCUUCUACAAGCUGUUCCCUGAUUGGUUAAUCACAGUUGGCAGAGACUACACAAUAACUAUGUUCUCCUAUUGGAAACAAUCUUCGUGCAGUAAAUCGGAAUUCUUUAACUAAAGUUUACUCUCUUUUCAAAGUUUUUUAAUCUUAACAAACUUUAAACAAGAGAUUUGCAGUUUACUAAAAGUUUUCAACUUUCUUGUUACAAUAACAAUUCAUAAUUAAACUAAGGGCCUUGAAAGUACAAAGUUUUUUGUGUUAAUCCUCUGUGUAUUUUUUUUGAAAGGUUAGUUCAUGAACACACGGCUAAGAGUAGUUUUUUCAAGAAAAAAAAAAUGAAACACGUAUUUUAUUGUGAUAAAAAAUAUCUAAUGAAUAAAUGUAUUACACAUAUAUCUAAUGAACUGUGAUAUAAAAAUUGAAUGCCAAUUUAACUUUUUG